CUGUAUAAAAAGCUCUGCACGAGAGCUUCUCCAUGUAUACAUUGUUAUUAACUACCGGGUAAUACACAAAAUGGGACGAAAAGGGAAUAGAUGCUUUAAAAAAAACAAAUCCAAUAUCAAAAGUAUUGAAAAUUUAAAAACAAACUUACAUAAUACUAAAAUCGAAAAAUUGUUACAAAUUUGUAGCGAGCCAAUUUCAGAUCUUCAUCUAUGGGAUAAUUACAUAGAUAUCAUGGAAAUUUUAGAUCAAAUAAAUUCGCUUGAGAACAUAAACUCUGAUGUAGCAGAAAGAGAUGAAUACAUUGAAGAAUUCAUUAACUGGAUGAAAAAAAAUGGUGCUAAAAUUGAUGGAGUACGAAUAGAUUAUUUUCCUUCUUAUGAACUUGGCUUACGAGCUAAUAUCGAUCUCAAUGAAGGUGAAGUUAUUUUAGAAAUACCAAGAGCGUUAAUUUUCAAUGUCUAUUCAGCAGCUUCAGAAUUAAACAAUUUAAAGUCAGAUACCAUACUGCAGAAUAUGCCUCAAAUAGCAUUAGCUAUUGCAUUGUUGAUAGAAAAAAGAAAAGAUUUCUCGAUAUGGAAAUCAUAUUUGAACAUAUUGCCAAGAAAAUAUAACACAAUACUUUAUAUGAAUAAAGAGGAGAUGUUCUUAUUAAAAGGAAGCCCAAGUUUUGAAAAAUCGUUGAAACAUUGCAGAAGUAUAGUUCGACAGUACGCGUAUUUUUAUAGACUUUUUCAGAAUGAUAACGGUCUAGUCGGAAGUCUAUUGAAGAACUAUUUCACUUAUGAACAAUAUCGAUGGGCAGUAUCUACUGUCAUGACUAGACAGAAUUUAAUCCCUGAUAAAAAUGGCUCGGAAAUGGUCUAUAGUCUAAUACCUAUGUGGGACAUGUGCAAUCAUCAAGAAGGACGAAUUACAACUGAUUUUGAUUUAGAAUCUAAUCAUUGUAAAUGUUAUGCAAUGAAAAAAUUUAGAAAAGAUGAUCAGAUCUUCAUUUACUAUGGAUCGCGGAGUAAUUUAGAAUUCUUUUUAUAUUCAGGAUUUAUUUAUUUCGAAAACAAAAACGACAAUUUUCCAAUUAGACUGGGACUAAGUAAAUCGGAUGCAUUAUAUACAAAAAAAGCUACUCUCUUAUCUAAAAUGGGAAUACCAGUGAAUGGCGAAUAUAUUUUACAUCCGGGUUCGAAUCCAUUAUCUGACUUAUUAAUAAAAUAUCUAAAAAUUUUUUGCAUGGAUCAGAAUGAGAUUGACCAUUACCUCAGUGAUGAAUCAUUAUCUGGUUUAACAGAUAUUGAAUUUAUUUCUGAGAAAAAAAUCGACAAAAGAAUACUUGACUUUUUAAUCACUAGGUUAAAACUACUAGCAAUGAAAUAUGUAAUAAAAACGGAAAAUACUCAAAAAAUAGAAGCAGAUACGCGACCUUGUAAGACAGUUGCUGUGCAACUAAGAAUGUCAGAGGAAAAAAUUAUACAGAGAUUAAUUUUAGACUUACAAAACUUAAAUGAUGCAUCGAUUUAUCAUUAAACAAUAAACAACUUAAUCUAUCCCGAAGUCAUCAAUUGCAAUAAAUAGUUGUAUACUAAUUAAAGUCAGUAACAGAAAAAUUAAAUCGCUCUUCUAAAAGUUUUUGUAUCUUUGUUCAUUAAAAUUUGAAAAAUGGCUAAAUUACUAUAUUAUCUCUAAAUUUUGUUGAAAAUUAGAAAUAUAUAAAUUUUUAUAACAAGUAACUCCAAAUAAAACACUAUAUAUGUAACUAUAUAUGUGACGGUCCGCUCUAAUCUGUUCUUUUUUUGUUUUCUCACUGCGUGACGGUGACCCGCCAUAUGCCCGACAAUGAGAAAAAGUGAUAUUAAAGCUAAAGUACUAUCUGAAACAUACGUUUAGAUGUGUUAAGUCACUUAAUCAAAGUCAUUACCAUAUAAGGAGCAUGACGUUACAUCUAUGGAAAAUCUAUUUUUUUCUGUGUAAAAUUUGUAACUUCAAAGUUUUUUAAUGAAUAAAAGA
This is a messenger RNA of Phymastichus coffea, 2002 nucleotides long. It is a transcript of the gene Setd3, whose product is annotated as actin-histidine N-methyltransferase. Gene Ontology annotation, molecular function: histone H3K4 methyltransferase activity; protein binding; transcription coactivator activity. Gene Ontology annotation, biological process: actin modification; peptidyl-lysine monomethylation; positive regulation of transcription by RNA polymerase II. The record is from RefSeq and is a predicted model, not a curated record. The coding region runs from base 71 to 1522 and encodes 483 amino acids. Lineage: Eukaryota; Metazoa; Arthropoda; Insecta; Hymenoptera; Eulophidae. The transcript is spliced from 7 exons.